Molecule: messenger RNA, 1703 nt
Organism: Echinops telfairi (small Madagascar hedgehog)
Lineage: Eukaryota; Metazoa; Chordata; Mammalia; Afrosoricida; Tenrecidae
Gene: DND1
Product: DND microRNA-mediated repression inhibitor 1
Exons: 4
Coding region: 29-1081 (350 amino acids)
Biological process (GO): mRNA stabilization; negative regulation of miRNA-mediated gene silencing
Cellular component (GO): nucleus; cytoplasm
Molecular function (GO): mRNA binding
Source: RefSeq, a predicted model, not a curated record
GGGGUACAGUCAAGCCAGCUGGCGAGUCAUGCAGUCCAAGCGGGAGUGUGAGCUGUGGUGCGAGAGGGUGAACCCAGAGAACAAGGCGGCGCUGGAGGCAUGGGUCAGGGAGACGGGCAUCCGACUGGUGCAGGUGAACGGGCAGAGGAAGUAUGGCGGGCCACCCCCAGGCUGGGUGGGCAGCCCGCCGCCGGCCGGCUCUGAAGUGUUCAUAGGGCGGCUGCCCCAGGACGUGUACGAGCACCAGCUGAUCCCACUGUUCCAGCGCGUGGGCCGCUUAUACGAGUUUCGCCUGAUGAUGACCUUCAGCGGUCUGAACCGCGGCUUCGCCUACGCCCGCUACAGCUCGCGGCGUGGGGCACAGGCCGCCAUUGCCACGCUGCACAACCACCUGCUGCGGCCCUCCUGCCCCCUGCUCGUGUGCCGCAGCACCGAGAAGUGCGAGCUGUGCGUGGACGGGCUGCCGCGGAGUCUGAGCCACCACGCGCUGAUGCUCGCGCUGCAGCCGCUGAGUGCCGGCCUCCAGGAGGCCCUGCUGCUGCCCAGCCAGGGGUCGGCGCCCACGCAGAUCGCGCUGCUCAAGUUCAGCUCGCACCGUGCCGCUGCCAUGGCCAAAAAGGCCCUAGUGGAAGGACAGUCAUGCCUCUGUGGAGAGCAGGUGACAGUGGAGUGGCUCAAACCAGACAUGAAGCAGAGACUCCGUCAGCUCUCAGGCCCCUCACUGCAGUUUCCACAGUCAGAGGGGACCCCGUUGCCCUUGGCCAAGGAUAAGCCAGGGCCUCAUGGGGCCCGGGCUGCCCUGCAGCUGCUGUGCCACAGGAUGAAGCUGGGCAGCCCUGUGUUCCUCACCAAGUGCUUGGGCAUCGGCCCUGCUGGCUGGCACCAUUUCUGGUACCAGGUGGUGAUCCCAGGUCAUGCAGUGCCCUUCAGUGGCCUCAUUUGGGUUGUGUUGGCCCAGAAUGGGCAAGAUGGGCACCAGGUGGCCAAGGAAGCCGUGUCCGCAAAGCUGCUGGAGGCACUGAGUGAGUCCAGGGCCAGCCUUCCGUACUCUGCUGAGGCAGGUAUCAUGUUUAAGCAGUGACCCAUCCUUUCUCCUCUCCACAGGCAGUCUGUGUCAGUCCUCAGCCCAGCAGGCCUGGGUGGCUACCAUCAAAGCCCAAAGAAGGGAGGGGUACAGGCCUUGCCCCAGGCCUGAUGCAUAUUCUCUGCUGGGGCAGAGCCCCACCAUACCUCUGGGAAGGUGAGCAGCUCAAGUUUAGCUAAAUUAUGGUGAGAGACCUGGCCCUCUUCCCAUCAAGGGUCUAACCUGACUUCUGAGCUCUCUUACCAGUCCUGUUUAACACACACUCUCCCUCCCUCUCCCCAACAGCGUAGCAUGAAUCUUUAACAUUUUCUUAAUCUGUCACUUUGGUUCGUUUUUAUUUAGGGGCUGGCUGAGCCAAAGGAUCCAAAACCUGGCUAUUGCCCCCACUGCCUGGCAUUCUGAUUUUGGUUUAUGUAUAGUUGUAAGGUUUUCUAUGCAGGUUGUAUUUAUAGUAACCCCCUGGUUGGUGUUUCUUGUGUUUGUGCUGUCUUGUCCCAGCUGAAAGCUUGUCUUCCUCACAAUGAUAGAGUGAGCAACUCGUACCUCCACAGCACAGUCCGGAGCCCUGGGCCUCUGCACCUUCCUAAGUUACAGAAUAAAAAAGGAAAAUUUUUAAAAA